CAAAAUUAAACAGUGUAACUGGAGAGAUCUCUUCCCCGUGUCUACCGUCUGAUUCACGUACGAUUAUUACAGAUAAAAUAGUGAACUCCGGAGCAAUUUUGCCGUGUGGAAAAGUAUUUGAAACCAGUAAUACUAAUACGAUUAUAAAUGGCCACUUUGGAGGAUAAAUCUAUUUGGGAAGAUGGAGAGGAAACUUUGGGAGAAGACGUUCUGCGUAUGUCAACAGAUGAGAUAGUGUCUCGUUCUCGUUUGUUGGAUAACGAGAUCAAAAUAAUGAAGAGCGACGUGAUGCGUAUCUCCCAUGAGCUGCAGGCGCAAAAUGAAAAAAUAAAAGAGAACACUGAAAAGAUCAAGGUGAACAAAACAUUGCCCUAUCUUGUGUCAAAUGUUAUUGAACUUUUGGAUGUUGAUCCUCAAGACAUGGGAGAGGAAGAUGGAGCAGUGGUGGAUUUGGAUGCACAGCGAAAAGGAAAAUGUGCUGUAAUCAAAACUUCAACUCGUCAAACAUACUUUUUACCUGUGAUAGGACUUGUUGACGCUGAAUCACUAAAACCAGGAGAUUUGGUAGGCGUCAACAAAGAUAGUUAUCUGAUUCUGGAAACUUUACCAGCUGAAUAUGAUGCUAGGGUUAAAGCAAUGGAAGUAGAUGAACGGCCCACGGAACAAUAUUCCGAUAUCGGAGGUCUAGAUAAACAGAUUCAGGAAUUAAUUGAAGCUGUUGUUUUGCCCAUGACACAUAAAGAGAAGUUUGAAAAUCUUGGAAUCCAACCACCUAAAGGUGUACUUCUGUAUGGACCUCCUGGCACAGGGAAGACUUUACUAGCAAGAGCCUGUGCAGCACAGACUAAAUCAACUUUUCUCAAAUUAGCUGGGCCCCAAUUGGUUCAAAUGUUUAUUGGUGAUGGAGCCAAACUUGUCCGAGAUGCGUUCUCUUUGGCAAAAGAAAAAGCCCCAGCUAUCAUAUUCAUCGAUGAGUUGGACGCUAUUGGUACAAAGAGAUUUGAUUCAGAAAAGGCCGGAGAUAGAGAGGUACAGAGAACGAUGUUGGAGUUGCUUAACCAGCUAGAUGGGUUCAGCUCUAAUGCGGAUAUCAAAGUAAUAGCGGCAACUAACAGAGUAGACAUAUUGGAUCCUGCACUGCUUAGGUCAGGACGUUUGGAUAGAAAGAUCGAAUUUCCUCACCCAAAUGAAGAAGCAAGAGCUCGUAUUAUGCAAAUACACUCCCGUAAAAUGAACAUGUCUCCUGAUGUAAAUUUCGAAGAAUUAUCUAGAUCUACAGAUGACUUCAAUGGAGCACAAUGCAAGGCUGUAUGCGUAGAAGCGGGAAUGAUCGCUUUGAGACGUAACGCAACUGCUGUUACUCAUGAAGAUCUAAUGGAAGCUAUUAUGGAAGUACAGGCCAAAAAGAAGGCAAACCUUAACUACUAUUCUUAGAUAUUUUUCGUGUGCCUAUGUGGAUUCAAAUUUUUUUUUAUAAAUAAAUGACGUGAAGAAUUUCAGAUCGUCGCCUAUCAAACCUAGAGCUUCAUCAAUUGUUAACAUGCAGGUACUGAAAAAUAUUAUCAUUCGUAUUAAGGCUGGAUAUAUUUUCAACGGAGUUUAUAAUUUGCACAUUCUCAAUGAUCACUUGAUGCUUCAUUUCAAAUGUAUUAGUACUAAGUGCAUAAUAAACCCAUGUAUGCCCUAUAA
Molecule: messenger RNA, 1689 nt
Organism: Athalia rosae (coleseed sawfly)
Lineage: Eukaryota; Metazoa; Arthropoda; Insecta; Hymenoptera; Athaliidae
Gene: Rpt5
Product: 26S proteasome regulatory subunit 6A-B
Exons: 3
Coding region: 148-1434 (428 amino acids)
Biological process (GO): proteasome-mediated ubiquitin-dependent protein catabolic process
Cellular component (GO): proteasome regulatory particle, base subcomplex
Molecular function (GO): ATP binding; proteasome-activating activity; ATP hydrolysis activity
Source: RefSeq, a predicted model, not a curated record